AUGGCGAGCACGGGGCGGUCGAUGCUGCUGUCCCUGCUGCUCUUCGCAGUGACGCUGUCGCUGCUGGAGAUGUACAGAACCAAGUUCGCCUCGUCGGAGCUCAUGACCAUCGCCGGUGGAUUCGUCUGCUCCCUCCUCUUCCUGUUACUCCUCACCUUUAUUGGAAACUACCAAGAAGCUAGUGGAGAUAGAACUGGGUGGGGUGCAGUUGUUGUAGCACAACUUGUAGCUCUUACUGUAGCUGGCACUGUCCACCGCGUCUGUAUCACAACAUGCUUCCUGUUUUCCGCCGGGCUCCUUUACGAGGUUGACAAGCUCUCUGGCAUGAUCCUUGCGAGGAGUGAGUCUAAGGUGAGGCGGCACUAA
Miscanthus lutarioriparius is the source of this 366-nucleotide messenger RNA. NCBI's taxonomy places the organism in Eukaryota, Viridiplantae, Streptophyta, Magnoliopsida, Poales, Poaceae. The record is from the annotation of a GenBank genome assembly.